AUGCGCCUUUUACAACUCGACGAUUACCCCAGCUUCAGCCUGGCCGAGUUUGCCGAAGAUGAGGUUCCUCGCUAUGCCAUACUCUCGCACACUUGGGGACAUGACGGCGAUGAAGUCACGUACAAAGACAUCACAGAUGGCACUGGAAGUGGCAAGGCUGGCUACGACAAGCUCCACUUCUGCGCAGUCCAAGCCAAGACUGACGGGCUGGGCUACUGCUGGAUAGACACCUGUUGUAUCGACAAGACAAAUGCCGCCGAGCUUACCGAAAGUAUCAACUCCAUGUUUCGAUGGUACCAGAAUGCCAUCAAAUGCUAUGUUUUCCUUACGGAUGUCUCGGCUUCUAUGAGCGAAGAUGACAGAGACUCCCAGCUACGGAAUAGUCGGUGGUUCACUCGAGGCUGGACGAUACAAGAGCUCAUUGCUCCCCGAUGCGUCGAAUUUUUCUCGCAAAAGCGCGAGCUGCUUGGAGACAGAAAGUCGCUAGAAAAGCAGAUUCACCAAGUUGCUGGCAUUUCCAUUCACGCGCUUCGAGGGGAGCCGCUGUCUCACUUUACUAUCGAUGAGCGCAUGUUAUGGGCGGCAAACAGAAUAACCAAGCGACCCGAAGACAAAGUUUACUCUCUGCUUGGAGUUUUCGAUAUUCAUAUGGAAGCUAUUUACGGCGAGGGCGAGCAUCACGCAUUUCGGCGGCUCCUUAGGGAGCUCGAGAGAUAUUCGGAAAACCACCAACAGCCAAAAACACCCCUAGAAAAUCCGACAUGGGUUGUGCCGUUUGAGCGGAACUCUCGCUUCACUGGCCGUGAGCCUGAGCUGGCUCGGCUCGAAGAAAUGCUGUUCAGCAAGCAUCGUACCGCGAAGCUUGCGAUCACUGGACUUGGAGGUGUAGGAAAGACCCAGCUUGUUAUCGAGCUGCUGUACCGCGUCGCCGACAAGCAAAAGCACUGCUCGGUUAUCUGGAUUUCCGCAGUCAACAUGGAAAGCCUACACCAAUCAUACUUGGACGCUACUCGGCAGCUUGGCAUAUCUGGAUUUAAAGACAACAAGGCGGAUAUAAAGAGACUGGUGCAGGACCAUCUGAGCAAAGAAAGUACAGGGCGGUGGCUGCUAGUGUUCGACAAUGCCGACGACAUCUAUAUGUGGAUUGCCAAGGCUGGACCUGGGCUGCAGCAGCCUGGGCAGGGAUCGCACCCUUUGAUCGACUACCUCCCAAAGAGUAAGCAAGGAGCUGUUAUAUUCACGACGCGGGACAGGAAGAUAGCAGUCAAGCUCGCGCAACAGGACGUCGUGGACGUUCCGGAGAUGGGAGAAGACGCGGCUUCCCAAUUACUAGGGAAGUGCCUGGUUAAUACGGAGCUCGCCAAAAGCGGGAAAGAGACGGGUGCACUCCUUUUACAGCUCACCUACCUUCCGCUAGCCAUUGUCCAGGCAGCGGCGUACAUUAAUGAGAAUGCAAUAUUACUUACAGACUAUCUGUCGCUCCUGGUCGAACAGGAGGAAGAGGUGAUUGAUCUCCUUAGCGAGGAGUUUGAAGACGACGGGAGGUAUCGCGAUAUCAAGAAUCCGGUAGCCACAACGUGGUUAAUCUCGUUUGAUCAAAUCCGGCGGCGCGAUCGGCUGGCGGCCGAUUACUUGUCGUUUAUGGCCUGUGUAGAGCCAAAGGACAUUCCACAGUCUCUUCUUCCGCCAGGGGCGUCGCGGAAGAAGGAGGUGGAAGCGAUCGGAACACUUACCGCGUAUUCGUUCGUCAAUAGGCGGCCGGCCGACGAGUACCUCGAUCUCCAUCGGCUGGUGCAUUUAGCAACGCGGAACUGGUUGCGGAAAGAAGAGCUGCUUGCGCAAUUAACCGAGAAAACUAUUAUGCGACUAGAAGAAGUUUUCCCCGAUGAUAACCACGAGAACCGAAGCGUCUGGAGGGCUUACCUACCCCAUGCGCGCUAUAUGCUAGGGUCCAAUCUUGUGGAUAAAGAUUGGAAACCCAGGAUGGAUCUUAUGUGGAGGUACGGAAUGUGUCUUUACAAAGAUGGACGAUGGAAUGAGGCUGAAGAACCGAUUAAUCAAGUGUUCGAUAUGGAGAAAAGAGUGCUUGGCGCGGAGCAUCCCUCCACGCUGACCAGUAUGGCCAACCUGGCGUCGACGUACAGGAAUCAAGGCCGGUGGAAGGAGGCCGAAGAGCUGGAGGUGCAAGUGAUGGAGACAAGAAAGAGGGUACUUGGCGCAGAGCAUCCAGACACGCUGAGCAGCAUGGCCAAUCUAGCCAUGGCCAACCUGGCGUCGACGUUUUCGAAUCAAGGCCGAUGGAAUGAGGCCGAAGAGUUAGAGGUGCAAGUGAUGGAGACGAGAAAGAAGGUGCUUGGCGCAAAGCAUCCAGACACGCUGACCAGCAUGAACAAUCUUGCCUUCACGUGGAAAGCGCAGGGUCGAGAUCCAGAGGCUAUCGGUCUAAUGACGGAGUGUACACGGUUUCGAGAACGGGUUAUAGGGGCUACCCAUCCGCAUUUCAUUUCUUCCUCGAAAAUCUUAGCGGAUUGGGGCUUGAAUGAGGCGCUCGUAAAAUAG
Molecule: messenger RNA, 2559 nt
Organism: Eremomyces bilateralis CBS 781.70
Lineage: Eukaryota; Fungi; Ascomycota; Dothideomycetes; Eremomycetales; Eremomycetaceae
Product: HET-domain-containing protein
Exons: 3
Coding region: 1-2559 (852 amino acids)
Molecular function (GO): protein binding; ADP binding
Source: RefSeq, a predicted model, not a curated record